Messenger RNA from Sodiomyces alkalinus F11, 2012 nucleotides. Its product is annotated as putative hexokinase family protein XprF. The record is from RefSeq and is a predicted model, not a curated record. Gene Ontology annotation, molecular function: D-glucose binding; mannokinase activity; fructokinase activity. Gene Ontology annotation, cellular component: mitochondrion; cytosol. Lineage: Eukaryota; Fungi; Ascomycota; Sordariomycetes; Glomerellales; Plectosphaerellaceae. The transcript is spliced from 3 exons. Bases 227 to 1906 code for a protein of 559 amino acids. Gene Ontology annotation, biological process: glucose 6-phosphate metabolic process; intracellular glucose homeostasis; glycolytic process.
UAUGAUUUACCUCGGUCAUUAUCCAGCUGAUAUCUACCUUAGUUCUUAAUUGACUACGAAGUUACGGUACUUACUCAGGGGCUACGUUAAAAAGAGCCCGGAUUCGUUUCACUGCCAUAUCCAGCCCCCUCCACUCGUUGCGUUGCUCAACGCCUGCAGGAACUGACCGCAUCAAACGGUCUUUUCCCUAGGUAUUCACAGAUUCAGCAUCGCAAGCACAGGAAUUAUGGAUUCCGGGUUUCAGUCACAAGAGGCCCUGGAAGACUUCCUGGGCCCGAUGCUCAUCGACUUCGAUACCAUUCAUCGCCUCAGCAACGCAUUCUACUCGACCUUUGUCGACCUCGCAGCCAACAAUCUCGACCAGUUCCUUCCCACACCCAUAUCCGAAUCGAUUCUAAGACCUGUGGGCAAAACGGGCCAAGGAAGACAUCUGGCCAUAGAUAUUGGCGGAACGAACCUCCGAGUCGGGUUUAUUGGACUCUCACGAGAUCAUGUUCACCCAUCUGACAGCCUCCUCGCCAACGGGGCUACAUCGGCAAAUGGAACCGAUGGGGCUUCGGCUUCGUCACCGCGAGUCUCUCGCCUCAAGGAGAGAUCAUGGCCCAUCUCCGAAGCGCUCAAAUCGAUGGACACGACUCACCUCUUCGACUGGAUAGGCGAGUGCAUCGCCGCCGUCGUGGCCGAGGCUUGCCGUGACUGGGGUCUUCCUUCCGACAGGGAAAUCCCCCUAGGCAUCACCUUCAGCUUCCCCAUGGUACAGAGAUCCCUUAGCGAGGCGACCCUCAUGGCCAUGGGGAAAGGCUUCACCUUGAAAAGCAACCUCGAAAUCGGGCCCUUGCUCCUCGGAGGGUAUGAGAAAGCCCGCGGCGGCACCGACACUCUUCUCCCACCUCUCCGCAUCACCGCCAUCGCAAACGACUCGGUCUCGACGCUGGUGUCGUUCACCUACGAGUACGGCGAGAACGAACACCGGAAGGGAUCCAUGGGUCUGAUCGUGGGCACGGGCUGCAACGCCACCGUGCCACUCAAGCUCGCCCGCCUCCACGAAACCAAGCGGCCCCCCGUCGUCAGCCUCCUGCCCGGCGAGUCCCUGGACGACGUCCGCAUCGCCGUCAACACCGAGUGGAGCAUCAACGGCACGGCCGCGCCCCUGCGCGAACUGGGCCUCGUCACCGAAUGGGACGAGCUCCUCGACGCCGCCGGCGAAGUCCCCGGCUUCCAGCCCCUGGAGUACAUGACGGCCGGCAGGUACCUGGGGGAGCUGGGCCGGCUCAUGCUGGUCGACCACCUCCGGCGGACGCAGAGACUGGCCCCCGAGGCGCUCCCCGCCGCGCUGACGAGGAGGUUUGGCGUGACGACCACGUUCCUCAGCAAAUACAAGGGCCCGGACCCUGCGACUCUUGUGCGCUUGCUCGAAUCCGAGUUCCCCGGGUCGACGCCGGCGGCACAGUCGCCUCGCCCUUUCCGGUGGACGGAGGAGAUGGCGGCCUCCCUGUACGACAUCACCAAGGCGGUCCAGACCCGGGCUGCCGGCAUUGUGGCCGCGGGAAUCAUUGCGCUUUUGAAAGUAUCGGAAGACAUCCCCGCGGGCAGGCCGACGACGACGACGACGACAACAACAACUACGACAACAACAACAACAGCAACAACAACAGCAACACGAACGGACACUUCAAGCGCCGGCGGCAAGGUCCGGGAGAUAGGCGUGGGAUAUACCGGAGGCUGCAUCGUUCACUUCCAAGACUACCUCGCCGACACGCAAGCGUUCGUCGACAGGCUCCUGGAACGGGAGUUUGGGGCGUCGCCGCCGGUCAGGGUGGUGCUCAGUCCGUGUCACGACGGGGGGAUCAAGGGGGCGGGUAUUCUGGCUGCCGCUGCGCAGUCGAGCAUGAGGACCAAGACAUGAUGAUGUAUGUAUACGGAGGGGAGUGAGGGGAGUGAGUGGAGCGGGAUUUUGGGAAGGUGGCACGCGAAGAUACCCAAAUACAGGGAAUAAUCUAUAGAUGGUUCCG